AUGGAAGAAAUAAAUAAAACUGCAAAGAUACAAUUCUUCUUUCGUCCAUUUUCAGCUGACCCUAAGGUACAAGUAGGGAUUUUUGUGGCCUUCCUGACAAUGUACCUGAUCAGCCUCAGCGGAAACACCACAAUUGCAGUCAUUGUCCAGAUCAACCACUCCCUCCACAUCCCCAUGUACUUUUUCCUGGCGAACCUGGCAGUUCGGGAAAUCUUCUAUACAUCUUCCAUUGCCCCACUGGCCUUGGCGAACCUUCUUUCAAUGGGCAGGACUCCUGUUUCCAUCCCUGGCUGUGGGGCCCAAAUGUUUUUCUUUGUCUUCCUGGGUGGAGCUGAUUGUGUCCUGCUUGCAGUCAUGGCUUAUGACCGGUUUGUAGCAAUCUGUUACCCUCUACGAUACACCCACGUCAUGAGCUGGCCCUUGUGUGUGGAGCUGGUGGUAGGGUCCCUGGUGCUGGGGUUCCUGCUGUCGCUGCCACUGACUAUUUUGAUCUUCUGUCUCCCAUUCUGCAACAACAAUGAGAUUUACCACUUCUACUGUGACAUGCCUGCUGUCAUGCGCCUGGCCUGUGCAGACACACACAUUCACAAGACUGCCCUGUACAUCGUCAGCUUCAUCGUCCUAAGCGUCCCACUCUCAUUAAUCUCCAUCUCCUACGUCUUCAUCGUGGCAGCCAUUUUACGGAUCCGGUCAGCAGAAGGGCGCCACCGAGCCUUCUCCACCUGCUCCUCGCACAUCUUAGUGGUCCUCCUGCAGUAUGGCUGCACCAGCUUUAUAUACUUGUCUCCCAGUUCCAGCUACUCUCCUGAGAUGGGCCGGGUGGUGUCCGUGGUCUACACCUUCAUCACUCCCAUUUUAAACCCUUUGAUCUACAGUAUGCGGAACAAGGAACUGAAAGAUGCCCUACAGAAGGCGCUGAGGAAGUUCUAGGUAGGAUGAUCCCAUGACUUGUCAAAAUCGGACACUUGAGGGCAAAACGGGAUGCUAUUAAUAAUUAUGCUGUGACAGCAUGCAUGAGCCAAGAAUGUCCUCGCAAACUGAGAUAUGGCCCACUAUUCUAGGAUCACCAGAGGAGAAGAAUACUACUGUGUAAUUGAAAUAAAGCUGU
Molecule: messenger RNA, 1108 nt
Organism: Panthera uncia (snow leopard)
Lineage: Eukaryota; Metazoa; Chordata; Mammalia; Carnivora; Felidae
Product: olfactory receptor 10V1
Exons: 1
Coding region: 1-930 (309 amino acids)
Biological process (GO): G protein-coupled receptor signaling pathway
Cellular component (GO): membrane
Molecular function (GO): olfactory receptor activity; G protein-coupled receptor activity
Source: RefSeq, a predicted model, not a curated record